AUUUUUUUCUUUGAGUUUGCGUGACUCAUAACUUUAUUUAAAUUUGAACUGAUGUCUCAAUGUAUACCGAAAAACGCUUAUCGCUGGUGGAAAGAAAAAAGCUCCAAUGGGCGAGAGAAAGAGAAGAACUCGCAGAAUUAAACGCUGCGUUUAGCAGAGAUUCCUUUACUGCAAGGUCCAAAAAUGUUUCUAAUCUUCAAUCAACGCCGGUACCAAGAAGACAAAGCUUACCACCUUUAUAUAAAAGCCAAAGUUCCAGUUUUACCUCAAUUGAAAAGCUCGCUGAAAGAGAAAUGGGGGGUGAAACUUCCGGUUAUGGAAGCGAUAAUGUUAAUACAACCCCAGAACAUUAUGAAUCGAAUAAUUGGGAAAAUUCUCUCGGUUAUGAAUCUUCUUCAAGUGCAAGAGAAGAUCGUGCUAAAUGGGGCGAUAGAGGAGUUCAUGUUGCGAAGUAUUGGGAGCCAAAGGAUAAUUUGAACAAAGCGGGAACUCCUGGGUGGGUAAGAAGGGGAUUAGAAGGAAAUACUCAGUUGGAGGUUGCGAAUUCUUCACCGGCGGAAUCCCCAGAGCAAGAUUAUUUAGAUCGACAAAGACCUUGUACUAGUUCAACCGCCUCACAAAUUCGCUGUUAUAUUCGAGGUCAAAAUAUUCCAGUUGAACCUGUAGAGUUAGCGGAAAGAGAACGACGUAGACAAAUCGCUUUGGCACACCAAGAAGCUAUAAGAGAGCAAUUAGAAGAACGAGAUCGUCGCAAAAAAGAGGAAAGAGAAAGACUUCGAAAGGAGGAAUUUGAAGAGGAACAAAGGAUAAAGCGCGAAAAAGAUAUUGAAAGGCAAAGGAAGGAAAGAGAAGAUCAAUUAUUAAAGGAAAAACUUGAACGGGAAAAGAAACGAAAAGAAGCGUUAAAAGAAGCUAUUGAAAUAGCGGAAAAACAAGCCAUUCAAGAAAAAAGUAAAUUGAAGCUGUUGAAGCAAAAAAACAUGAAUAAUAUUAAUAUGAAAGAGAAUGUUAUUGAAAAAGAUAGUGAAAAAUCGCCGAGGAAAAAUCAAAACAUCGAUAAAGAAAAUGUUUUAAAAGAGGAAAAUGAGGAUAAUGAAAAAAUUAAGAAUAAUAUAAACGAAAAAAUUAAAAUUGAUGACACAAAUGAUGCUUUAGCUUUAGUUUUACAAACCCCUUACGAAACACUUCAAAACAUGCAAUUUGCUGUUUUAAUGCCAACUAAUGGAACAACACCGGGACAAACUCUUCCAAUAGCCGUACCUAUUACAGUCUCAACCGAUAGAAGUAACACUUCAAGAACGGAAAAUAGACUGUUAACUCCAAGCCAAUAUAGAAAUAAAAAACUUUGUGAUAGUAGCACGCAAACGGAUCUUUCUGAACUAACUAAAAUAUCAAAUGAAAAUAAAUAUACAAGGGAAAAAUUAAACAGUGUCGAUGGAAAUUAUGAAUCAAAUAGGAGUAGGAAAGAAAGGAGGGGAAAUCGGGGUGAAAAUAUGGUUGAAGGGCGCCCUAAAUGGGGCGUGAAUCGCCCACCAACGAGAUAUUUGAAACAAAGCGAAAAAGACUUGGUUUAUCAAAGAAGAAAAUUAAGACAAAAACAACGACAAGAAAAAAAUUACGACGAAAAGACUUACGAUGAAAAAACUUAUGAUGAGAAAUCGAGUGAUGAUAGUCAAACGAAUAGUCCGAGAACUUACAGAAAAAAUUAUCCGGAAAAACGCCGCGGUAGAGCUUUAUGGAGGAAUAACCAACAACUUUUUAGCCAAAAUAUUCGAGUUUUUCAAAGGGAAAUAAUCCCGUUAGAAUCAGAUAAAGAUCAAAUUUAUUACAAAGAUAAACAGUGUCUUCAUUGUUGUUGUAGAUGUAGAGAAACCAUCGAAAAAUACAACGACCAUUUUAAAGUUGUUGAUAUCCUAAAAAUCGAACACAACACCCCAGGGGAUUCUAAUCAAUUAUUACCCGAUAAUAUUAAUAAUAACAGUAUGGAUAGUUGUAGCGAAGCGUUAUCGACGUCUUUACAAAACGAUUAUUCAUUAAAACAAGAUUGGGAGAAUUAA
Molecule: messenger RNA, 2057 nt
Organism: Onthophagus taurus
Lineage: Eukaryota; Metazoa; Arthropoda; Insecta; Coleoptera; Scarabaeidae
Source: RefSeq, a predicted model, not a curated record